CAGAGGCCGCGUAGACGAGGGCAGCAUCCAGCUCCGUCCAUCACUCGCCAUUUCCUGGUGUUUUUACUUCCUUCUCUAUUCUGGCGAGGCAUUGUGUGUAGCUGAGCGGCCCAGUGGAAGGGCGCCUUCGACACAAUGAGGCUCAUCACCGCAGCCACUGCGCUCUGCGGUUUGUUGUCCAGUAGCUUACUAUGUGCUGCUGAAUCCAACAUCACAACAUCACCAGUCGCGCGAUUGGUCCUUCCCAAGGAUUUCACACCUCCUCAGGUGUUCAAGAAUACGAACUUGUUGCGAAAUAUCAAUCUUGAGAAGGGAUAUCUUCGGGAAACGGUGAACGUGGUCGUGGAGAAUGUGGACAAGAAACCGCAGAGCGACUACUACAUCCCCUUCUCAGCCGACAUCAUUGACAAGGUUGGAGGACUGGAAGUCAGAGACAAGAAGGCGCCCGAGAAGGGACGAUUCGAUAUAGAUGUUACAACGCAUGAUGGCAGUGACACUCAAUUCUUCCUCGUUCACUUCCCCGAACCGCUCGCGCCAUCAUCGCAGAUUACUCUGGGCAUUUCCUACUAUAUCCUCUCAAGCGUGCAACCACUCCCCGCAUCGAUUAGCCAGGAUGACAAGCAAUUCCUCACUUACACCUUCUCCGCCUAUGCUCCAUCUGCCUACACCACAGUGAGCCAGAAGACCAAGGUCAAGUUCCCUACCACGAAUGUCCCCGAUUACACUCAGACAUCGGGACUGAAGACUGGCGCUGGUUCGGACCCGGAGCGCCAGGGUAGCACCUACACCUAUGGCCCAUACAACACGGCCAAGGUCGCCCCGGGAACCAAUGAACCGAUCACCGUCCGCUACGAGUUCACCAAGCCUGUCCUUACGGCAUCCCUUCUCGAGAGGGAUCUGGAAGUUUCGCACUGGGGUGGUAACCUCGCCACGGAGGAGCGCUACUGGCUCCGCAACGACGGCGCCAACCUCUCCAAGCACUUUGACCGUGUCUCCUGGACUAUGAAAACGUACCAAGGGCAGCCCAGCUCCGCGCUUCGGGAGCUCAAGUACCCGCUCAAGCCUGGCUCAGUUGACCCAUACUUCACCGACGACAUUGGCAACGUCUCUACGAGCCGAUACCGCCCCAGCCCUCGUCCAGGUCGCGAAGCCCACCUGGAACUCCGACCACGAUACCCCAUCUUUGGCGGAUGGAAGUACAGCUUCCGCAUUGGUUGGAACAACGAUCUGUCUUCCUUCCUGCGCGGACCUGUCCCAGGAACAGACUCCUACAUCCUCAAGGUUCCCUUCAUCGAAGGCCCCAAGAUCCCCGAGGGCCUCCAGUACGAAAAGGCCGUUGUCCGCGUCGUUCUCCCCGAAGGCGCUUCUAACGUGCGAUACGAGAUCGUCGAAGGAACUUCUAGCAACGGCCUUCCAGGAUCGAGCCAGAUCUCCUCCAGCGUCACCAAGCACAUCACCUACAUGGACACCCUCGGCCGAACAGCCCUGACUCUCACUGUAAACAAUCUCUCUGACGAAGCUAGAGACUCGCAACUACUGGUUAUCUACGACUACCCCUUCCUCGCCUCUCUUCGCAAACCCCUGACCAUCUUCAGUGGUUUCAUCACUAUCUUCUUCACCGUCUGGCUCAUCGGCAAGAUCGACGUGAGUAUCAAGAAGCGAUGAAUGAAAUAGAGAGAGAGCGUCUCAAUUAGCUCUAGAUGUAUUUAUUUAUUUAUUUUUUUAGUUAGUUCUUUUUUUUUUUCUCUCGAUGCCAGUCAAAUCAAUCAAUCAAUCAGAUAUGAUGGAAAAUUCUCUCUCUCUCUGAAACAAUUAUGAACUACA
Messenger RNA from Paecilomyces variotii, 1824 nucleotides. Its product is annotated as putative oligosaccharyl transferase subunit. The transcript has 3 exons. The record is from RefSeq and is a predicted model, not a curated record. The coding region runs from base 136 to 1665 and encodes 509 amino acids. NCBI's taxonomy places the organism in Eukaryota, Fungi, Ascomycota, Eurotiomycetes, Eurotiales, Thermoascaceae. Gene Ontology annotation, cellular component: oligosaccharyltransferase complex; membrane.